GGACCACAAUCAAGGCAAUCCCCUGAGUGGCACUGCUCCAAGCUCUCCAACAAACCGCCGUCGCGCCAGAUCCGUCAGCCAGCCAGUCUCUUCGUCUCCUGUCGCGGGAUCGAGCAGUAGGGCUACCGAUCCAUUCGACUUUAGCAUCUUCGGCGAUUUUGCCCACACAGCCAGUCCAUCGCCGGUCUUGCCCCCGAGUUACCACGAUCCUUCGUUAGCUAGCGCUUGGUUGGCCAGCACGCUCCAGCAGGGAUCCCUUCCAAUUAUACCACCACCAGCCGUCGCGUUCUCUCAAGCACCGCUCCCGAACAUGGCGACCCAGCAGAUACCGAACCCAGCCCAGGCCUUCCUGGCCGCGCUGCCUUGGUUGCAGUACAUGCAGAUGCAGACCCAAUACAACCAACUCCAGCAGCAGGCUCAUCAUGUCCCGUUCAUGCAGCCGCCAGUACCGCCGCAGCAACCGUCGCAGUUCAGCAGCGAAAUGCUCAGUCUCUUCACUCAGACACAGGCACAGCCGCAGUCGCCUUCAAGCGCGCAAGAGAGCAGCCAGCCAUCACCAGAAGCAUCAGACAACACGCCAAAGUCGCCGUCGCCAGAGGAACGAGAGAUGACAGAGGCAGAGCUCGCCGCCAUCGCGGAGGACAAGAGACGGAGGAAUACCGCGGCGUCAGCGCGUUUCAGGAUCAAAAAGAAGCAAUGGACGCUUAACUUGGAGCGCACAAUUACCGAUCUGUCCACCAGGGUGCAGGAGCUCGAGACGGAGGCAGCAGAGCUUCGGCGGGAGAACGGGUGGCUAAAAGAGAUUGUGAUGUUGAAGAGCAAACGAAUGCAGGGUUCUGUACCUGAUCUAGAGAACGCUGGCUCUUCCAGUGCGCAAUCGACUGGAGAUGCACAGAAUACACCUUCGACGGGGGAGGGAGGGAGCGCGGAGGCGCAGGAGGGCGGAUAUAGCGCAGAAGAGAAGGGAAAGGGCAAGCCGUCCUCAUGAUCAUCAUGCCGUUGCCGCAUUUAUAUACACGACAGCUUGUAUCAUACUCAAUUCCGAAUUACCCUCUCCCGAGUCGCCGACUCGCUCGCUAGAAACUGCGAAUUCGGAAUUCUCCUUAUAUGGAAGGUUUCUCACCGGC
Messenger RNA from Laetiporus sulphureus 93-53, 1127 nucleotides. RefSeq lists its product as uncharacterized. The coding region runs from base 311 to 988 and encodes 225 amino acids. Gene Ontology annotation, molecular function: RNA polymerase II transcription regulatory region sequence-specific DNA binding; DNA-binding transcription activator activity, RNA polymerase II-specific. The transcript is spliced from 3 exons. The record is from RefSeq and is a predicted model, not a curated record. Gene Ontology annotation, cellular component: nucleus. Gene Ontology annotation, biological process: regulation of transcription by RNA polymerase II. Lineage: Eukaryota; Fungi; Basidiomycota; Agaricomycetes; Polyporales; Laetiporaceae.